GGUACAAUGUAGCCGGAGAGCGAGGCGUCAUCGCCAGCGCAGCGGCCAAGGCGGCGCGAGCUGCGACCGUUUGCCGAUACUCUGGGCUCUUUGCGCGCCGAUAGGACCACUAAACUUGCGUAUAUACUUGCUCGCCGAGUACAGCGAGCAGAUAUUAGUCCAGUGCUAGUUAGCCGAGGGAGCCAUGGACAUCAGGAAGAAGAAGCGCAAGCUCACCGCUGGAACCGGCCCUAAAAAGCCCCACAAUCGGCAGAAGACCACGCUGCUGUCGAUAGUCAACCCAUGGGACGUGGAACUCGCCAACGUCGAGCCGACCAACUUGGCAGGCAGGCACUACUGCUCCGUGGGGACGCUGCCGGAGCAACCGUCCUCGCCAACGACCGGCUGCAGGACGCCCUGGCCCUGGUACAAGCCGGCACUCUCCAGCCAGCUGGCCGGCUCGUCGCCUGCGCAACCUCUACCCGCCCGACUCGACAGGGCGUCUCCGACAGAUGCCGGGCCCGGAAUGUCUCCGGAUGUUUCAAUCGAGCUCUCCCGCUUUGAAGACGGGCACGGCGGCUCGAGCCAUCAAGAGCCGAGGGGCUUCGCGGACAGGACUCGGGAGACCGAUGUUGUUGCCGCUGCUGGUGGUGGCCCGAGCACGACAAACAACACCGACAACUCUCUCGUCUCCCUCAUUGAGCAGCUCGUCUACUCUAGGUACAAAUCGACGCCGCUGGUUCAGCGAAAGUUCGCCCACCGGAGGAGGCCCCUUGCGUUGCCGAGCAUCAAUCGAACAGAUGAUAGCGUCGAGCUGUUGGAUUACAAUGAUCUAUCAAUGAAAGGCGUAAAAAUCGUCAAGGCAAAGGAAAACGAUAACAAGAACCAUCAUCAUCGUCACCACCGCCAUCACCACGAGGUACCUCGGAUCAGUCGUAACAGAAGAUUAAGUUUAUCCAUGCCAUCUAAGCUCGAUGAAAUGGAGGGAGUUCGAAUCCAAAGCAACGAGAAGAACGGCUCGCCGAAAUUCCGUAGACGCGGGAGCGAAAGCAGCGCGACGUUCAGCAACAGCGGCUCGACCCUCAAUGGGAGCACCUUGGCUUCGGAGACCGAAGACGAGGAGAACGAGGAGGAAGCAACCAAGGUACCGCUGCAGUCAGCCCACCACUCGAGACAACCGGGCUCGCGAAGUAACAACGACCACCACCACCAACGGCACAUGGAUUUUCCCAACAACGCGCACAGCACCAAUUCGACCAUAACCAGCGUCAACAGCAUAAGCAGCUUGCUCAAGGAGAAGCUCCAGUGGACCAUACCUCAAGUUCUGCGCAGCAACAAGCACGAGAACGCGGAUUACAGGCUUCGGCUUUUCGUUGGGUUUCUCUUCCUCUGCAUUAUAUUCCUCGUCGGGUUCGCCCACGUCUACUACAACCAGCACGUGCUGCAACGGGCCUACUUUGACAAAUUCAGGUUCAACAAGAACGAGCGGCUGAUGCACGUGUACAACAGCCACGGCCUGGAGAUCCUCUCCGCCCGACUGGGUGUCGACAUCCCGAGCGGGGCUGGCGUCUUUUCCUGCCUGUCCGAGCACCAGCGCCCCGACAAGUACUGCCUCGAGUGGCUCGGGCACUCGCGCCUCUACCUCGGUCACACGCGACGCGACGCCGCCAACUGCUACCACGUGACCUGGCAGGCCCUCGGGGCCGGGCUCCAGACACGCGACUGCUUCGACUGGUCGCCCCGGCGCGGCCACUGGUACGGAGCCGGCCAGAUCCGCGGCCUGGCCUACCCCCUCGAGCAGGGCCGCCUCGAACCCGCCGCGCCCUUCAUAACCGGCGAUGUGCGUCGGCACCCAUUCGGCAAUGUCCUCAAGCGCUACUUCCUCAACUCGAAGGGCGUCACCAUAAGCGUCGACCCCGAGACACCUCUCUACGUCUCGAUCGGCACCGGUGCCGGGCGAAACGAGCGCGACGGCCAACAACGGGCCAACGACGACGACGACGACGACGACGUCGAGCUGUGCCUGAGCGCGAGGCACGACGACUUUGCCUACAUAAACCACCGCACCGAGCUGCCCCAGUUGAACUACACGAUCUGCGCGGCGGACAACAUGCGCAGCCUCCACGCCUCGAUGGCCGAGAAGUUCCUCUGGGACGGCCUCAAGCCCGACGAGCUGGCUGCGGUCCACGCCCUGCUGAGCGAGCCCGUCUGGCAGAUAUCCCCGACGAGCGAGGCCGACGUCUACAACUACACCGAGGACGUGAUUGCCCUGGGCUUCCUGCGCCAGGGCCACGUGCUCCUUGGCGAACAGUGGCAGCCGAGCGCCGGGGACUUUGUCCUCGACGAGGAGCGCUUCCGCACGAUGCGCGAGACGAUAGACGUGAUGCACCGGCGUGGCUUUCGGAUCGUCUUCGGCCUGCAGCCGUUUAUCUCGACCGAGUCGGUGAACUUCCGGGAGGCCGUGGCAGCGGGUCUGUUGAUCGGCGAGCGGGGCAGCGAGUCCCGGAUCCCGGCCCUCACGCGUUCGAGGGGCGCGGGUAGCGUGGCCGGGGUCCUCGACGUCACCAACGACCGGAGCUUGGCGUGGCUCCGCGCCCGGCUCGAGGCCCUCGCCGAGCGUUACCACGUCGACGCGUUCUACCUCGAUCUGGGCACGGCUCACGACAUGCCCCACCACUACCGGUGCGAGCGCCCCCUGGCGAAUCCCGACGAUUACAAGAGCCAGCUGGUGGAGGCGUUGCUGGGGGCCGCGGUGCCCCUCGUCGGGGUCUCAGGGGCGAUAUCUCGACCCCGGGCGCCGGUCUUUGUCAGUCUGCCGGCCUUCCCGAGCUCCUGGAAGGCCAUCAAGACCGUGAUACCGACCGUGCUGAGCUACGGCGUGGCCGGCUAUCCGUUCGUCAUGCCGGGCGCGGUGGGGGGUGACCUUGGACUGCUGCCCGAUACAACGGGCUCGCAACGGCAGCAGACCGGGGGGGACGUGGAUGGCGACGCUGUCGCGGACGGGGACGUGCAGCUCAGCCUGCCGGAUAGGGAGCUUUACGUGCGUUGGCUGCAAUUGGCGACUUUUUUGCCGGUCAUCCGGUUCACCCACCUGCCGAGCAAGUACGCCGACGAGAGCGUCCUCGAGAUCGCCAAGAGCCUGACGACGUUGCGCCAGAAGACUGUCACGCCGCUGCUGAAAAAGUACGCCAACAUAACGUUGGACACGGGCCUGCCCAUCAUCCGGCCGCUGUGGAUGCUCGAUCCGGCCGAUCCGGCCUGCCAUCUGGUGGUAGACGAGUUCUCGGUCGGCGAGGAGCUCAUAGUGGCUCCGAUCCUCCACUCGGGUAGUCGGCAGCGCGAGGUUUACCUGCCCGCUGGUGUCUGGAAGGACGGCAUCGACAAGAGCCUGCGCAAGGGCUCGCGCUGGAUACACAACUACCGCGUAGCCGAGGACAAGGUCGCCUACUUCGUCAAGAUGCCCGACGACAUGAGGUUUUAGACCGUUGUAUACAAGUAUUUUUCAUACAUACACGACCAAAGAAGGGAGUCAUCCCAACCCGGUGAACAUCUUCUUUUAUUUCUGUUUUUUUUUUUUUUUAAUUAUAUUUUAAGUACAUUCCGCAUCAACUUGACGUUCUUUGCAUUUUAGGAAUAAUUCCAUAUUGUGCACUGUCGGUAUAUGAUUUUUGUGUAAAUAUAUAUACGUGUACGUUUAUUUAACCUAUGUAUAUAUAUUACAGUUUUAUCCAGUCUACUUAUAGAGAUUUUUACGAUAAAUCGACUAAUUGGUAGUAAUUCAAUGUUAGUACUGCAGGAAUUUGGUAGAGCGUUUUUCCACAGAUUUAUGACUGCCGAAUCUAAGAACCUAACCUACAUUAAGUGAUGCAGGGUUAUAUAAAUGUAUUGCAUUGAAUAAUUACCACACAAUAGUUUUAAGCACGUUACUAUUAAUACUUUUCAAGUUCCUUCAUUAAAUUUAUUUCGGUGUGUGUAUUAUCUCGAAAGUUUGUAGGUUAUAUAUAUAGUCUGAAACUCGAAAAUUACAUCAAUUUUUAUGGAUAAACUUAAGGAAUAUUUAGGAUUCAUGCAAUUUUCCGUCGUGAAAGAAAUAUUAAAAUUACUAUUUGUCAACGAGAGCCUGCACGUCAGAACGUGGUAAACAAUCGCUGUCGCAAGUCGGCAAGUAGUCAUAAUACUAUAUGAGCUGUAGACUAAUAUAGUAACUCUAAACUGUCGAACCCUGUCCCUAUUAUCAAGGAUUUGAAUUAUACCCAAAUAAAUAUAAUAGUACGUUGUAUAGCCCCGUAAAAAUUUUUUAAGUAAAUUUAUUGUGUUAUGUAUUGGGUAAGAAAUAACAUUUACUUGUAUAUUAUUAUAUAUAUUCUCUUUAUUUGUACUAAAAAAAAAAUUCGCUCGGACAAAAAGUAUUAUAUGGUUCACUAAAAUUUUGUGACCCAGCCGUUAUUAGUAUUAUAUAUUUUAUAUGACUCAUAAAAUUAAAUAAUAAAAUACCGAUUGAUAAUUUAAA
Molecule: messenger RNA, 4489 nt
Organism: Copidosoma floridanum
Lineage: Eukaryota; Metazoa; Arthropoda; Insecta; Hymenoptera; Encyrtidae
Product: alpha-galactosidase MYORG
Biological process (GO): carbohydrate metabolic process
Molecular function (GO): hydrolase activity, hydrolyzing O-glycosyl compounds
Source: RefSeq, a predicted model, not a curated record